Molecule: messenger RNA, 1071 nt
Organism: Saccharomycopsis crataegensis
Lineage: Eukaryota; Fungi; Ascomycota; Saccharomycetes; Ascoideales; Saccharomycopsidaceae
Gene: BET4
Product: Rab geranylgeranyltransferase BET4
Exons: 3
Coding region: 1-1071 (356 amino acids)
Biological process (GO): protein geranylgeranylation
Cellular component (GO): cytoplasm; Rab-protein geranylgeranyltransferase complex
Molecular function (GO): Rab geranylgeranyltransferase activity
Source: RefSeq, a predicted model, not a curated record
AUGCACGGUGUUAAACGCCAAAAGUAUGAUGCUGAGUUGAGAAAACGAAAGUUGGCAAAGGAUGUAGCAAAAAUUGAAAAUUACAGAGGCUUGACAAAUCAGUUUUUCAUAAAGCGCGAUUCCAACGACCAUAGCCUUGAAACUUUCAAACUCACUUCCACCAUACUCAAUAUCAAUCCUGAAUUUUAUACAGUAUGGAACUAUCGUCGUGAAAUACUUUUGGGGACUCUCAUUCCAAAUAGCCAAUCUGUGAACGAUCUCUUUGACACUGAAUUGAAUUUCACAAUGGCACAACUUAAAAAAGUUCCCAAAUGUUAUUGGGUCUGGACCCAUCGUCAGUGGUGUUUAGAAACCAAUCCUUAUUCCAAUUUUACCAAGGAGAUUUUUAUCGUAAACAAGCUUCUUGAGCUUGAUUCUCGUAAUUUUCAUGGUUGGCAUUAUAGACGGUAUGUGAUUGGGCUACUAGAAAAACAGACUGGUAAAUCACAAUCAUUGAAGGAGUUCCAAUAUACCACAAAGCUAAUCAACAAAAAUUUUUCAAAUUAUUCAGCGUUGCACAACAGAACCAAGCUUAUUGAAAAGAUUUUCCUGGAAAAAACUACCAUCGAAGCUGAUAACGAAGAAGACCAAAAAAAUUUGGAAUUGUUCCGGACAAAGAAGCAUUUCUUGGAGAAAGAAAUUAAUUAUUUCAAAAACGCCAUUUAUACCGAUCCUGACGAUCAAUCAGUCUGGCUUUAUUUGAAUUGGCUACUCACCUCCGAUUUUUUCAGUCUGGGUAUUGAUGCUAAAGAAUUUGUGGACCUUCUUGUUUUACAAAUUAAUGAGAUCGAUGAGCUUAACGAACUUGAAAAAGAAGAUAAUAAUGGAAUUGACAAUAAAUGGUGCUUGAAAGUGAAAUCCUCCAUUGAAUUAGCAUUGGUGAACAAAUUCAGUAUAGAGAAAAUGGUAAAUAAUGAAGGUCAAGAAAUUACUUUGAAAGAAGAUAUUCUUAAAGCAAUUGAGUUAUUGAAAAUUGCCGACCCAAAAAGAAUCAACAGGUACAUUGAGAUUCAAAAGAAUAUUGGUUUAUAG